CUCAUCGUCAGUCUCAGUUUCCUACUGCUCCUGCAGCGCAUAGUCUCCUCAAAUCCAACGAAACGCACCUUCAUCGCAGAGUUUUCACCCGAGAGUUAGUUGUCGACAGAGCUCUGACUUGGUGGUAUUGUCUCAUCCUCAGUUGUAUCAUCCACACACUCGUCUCCUUUCGCCCCACAAGUUAUCGCAGUGCUAUAAAAAUAUUGGCAGUCUCACUGGAAGAGAAAUAUGGUUCACUCACAAUCAGUCAUUCGCAUUACGACGAAGAUUGAACUUUUUCAUGAAUAAGCAGGGAUCAAUAUUUGUAAAUAACUAACUUACACUUGUUCCUAGAAUAGUUAUCACAAAGUGAAUAAUCUGCAAUGUCAAGUCAACAGGGCAAAUAAAAUAUUACAAUGUAUCUGUCAUAACCACAUCGUCUCAUUUUCCCCAAUAAAUCUGAUUCUGCUAAUAAAUAGCUCAACUGUGAUCCAUAAUUAAGGAGAAUAAAAAUGAGAACAGCGUGACUGUCCUACUUUAUUACAAGACACGUGUAAAUGAUUCAUCUUCUCAUGUCUGGAACUGAAACAUUUACUUCAUUAAAAAAUAUGCGUCGUAGUGUGCGACACAGCUGAAGUCAUAUUUUUAACUGUCAUUUUCGACACUCGGAUUGGACCAGGAUCGUUGACUGGCAAAGAGGAAGGAAUCUAAAAGUGGAAUAAUAAUAAAUUCUCCUCCUUCGAACAAAGAAAGACUUUUGGACGUCAUCUUAGCAUAAAAAUAAAGAGGGCACAAAGGGAAGCUAAUUAAAACUUUUAGAGAGAAGCUCACAAAGAAUCCAAGUGAAUACAAAAGUGUAUUGAACAAAUGAGCACUUUACUUGACUUUACUUGACAUCAGGGUGAAGAGAAAAAGGAGGAAAUUAUCAUUUAAUGAGUUAAGUUGUACGACAAAAGUUUUAAACUCUUUUAAGACAGUGGAGGACAGCUGCUUGUCACCUGAGACGGAAGUCCACCUCAAACUCGGCUUCACUGCUACAAGAAAUCCAAGUUGACUUUCCCCGUCUUUUUUCCUAUUUUUGCAUACAAUCGUCCUUAAUUUGACAGCAGAUAACCAUUCACUCGCUCGCACUGCCUCCUCAAACUUUGUGCACCACCGUGACCGGAAAAAGUUUUGAUUAUCCAGAAAAGGAAUAGGAUACACAUGUGUCUCUACUACGAUUUUUUUACCAUUACGUGUCUCGACUCCACUGCCUGUCGAAAGUCAUCAACUGAAAAAUUAUAAUGUUCACAGUGCAAAAAAUCUGCUCGAGUUAGCGAAACAAUAUGAGUCGUGAUCAGUGGUUGCCAUCAUGUGUGGCUUUAACAAUAGCUUUAUUCACCCUCAACAUUAUACCAGGACUGCUUGGACUAAAGCAUGUGGAGGUCAUAGCACCAAAAUAUGUCCGGCGUGGGGCUGACGUCCGUCUGUCUUGCCACUACGACCUGGAGAAAGAAACUCUAUAUGCCACAAAGUGGUACAAAGGCCCCCCUCCAUUCAAGGAAUUUUUCCGCUUCCUCCCCAAAGAGACACCACCAGCCUUGGCCUUCAACCUUCCUGGUGUUUAUGUAGAUGUGACAAUUUCCAACGACCACGACGUCGUCCUCAAAAACGCUUCUUUUCAAACGUCGGGGUUGUACAAAUGUAGCGUUGCGGCAGAGUUCCCUUUCGAGACGCGUGACGACUCACGCGAAAUACGAGUUAUUGUGAUUGGAGAGAGUGCGCCAAUAAUGCGACUGGACAGCCGACCUCAAUACCACCCUGGAGACCUGGUCUCAGCCGAAUGCCGAAGUCCGCCAUCCUUUCCCUCGUCUAAUAUUACCUGGUACAUCAACGAUAUCAAGGAUCAUGGAAGUGUUUUGAAGACUGAAACGAGAAAAGAUGAGAAAGAUCCGUUGACGAAAACCACACUGUCCAGUAUCUCAUUUAAUCUUCCUGAGAAAGUAACACCUGUCCGAAUUUAUUGUCAUGCGACGGUGUUAAACGUUUACGACAAAAAGUCCAACGUUACAAUGAUACAUCCUAUCCCGCGACGGUUGACGGGAACGGAAACGCUCUUGCGUUCUGGUUCUUCAUCAAGAGCUUCCACGGAGUCAGUUUUUCUGGUCUUACUGUUAGGAUUACUAAAUUUUGAAAUAACUUGUACGAAUUCUUGCUCAACAGUGCUUCAAAUACCAUAGUCAUUACUACCACAGAUUAUUGUAAAGGUUAUUCUCGUUUAAUGAUGAACAUAAUGAUUGAAUUUAGUUCCAUAAUCUCAAUUAAUGUAUUAAUUAAUAUAUACAGAGUUCAAGUUUGAUUUAAUUUAUUCGUACAAGAUAAAUACUUACAUAUAAUUGGAUCAAUACACAAUAAAAUUAAGUAGGUGAUUUUAUGAACAAUAUUUUGCAUACAAUUUUUUCUUGAUUACAAUAUAAUUGGAUUUGACAUGCAACCUAAGAAAGUGUAUACUGGCGAUGUACAUUUUAACGAUUUUAAUU
Molecule: messenger RNA, 2498 nt
Organism: Folsomia candida
Lineage: Eukaryota; Metazoa; Arthropoda; Collembola; Entomobryomorpha; Isotomidae
Exons: 6
Coding region: 1305-2198 (297 amino acids)
Source: RefSeq, a predicted model, not a curated record